UGGCGCGAGCAGUUAAAAGAUCCAAGCAUUCGGCAGUAUAUGAACGAUAUGUCCCUCCGCAGUCCUCUUCAACCAAAAGAAGCAUUUAAAGGCGGCCGUACUAACGCAAACAGGCUACUUUACGAAUGCGGUCCGAAUGAGAAGAUCCAUCACUAUGAUAUCGUCUCUUUGUAUUCUUAUGUCAACAAGAAUUGUGUGUAUCCAAUCGGGCAUCCGAAAAUUAUAACAGCAGACUUUAAGGAUAUAAGCGAAUAUUUUGGAUUUGUAAAGUGUACAGUGCUUGCGCCGGGACAGUGCUUAUUUCCUGUUUUGCCUGCAACUAUAAAUGGAAAGUUAAUCUUCGCACUCUGCAGUAAAUGUGCAGAGCUUCGGCAAAACGAUUUUUGCACGCAUGGCGACAAGGAGCGAUUGCUGGAAGGUGUGUGGACUACUCCCGAACUGCAUCAUGCGAUUUUACGUGGGUACAAAGUUGUUGCUGUUCAUGAAGUCUGGCAUUGGGAAAUACGGAAAGAAAAAUUGUUUGAAGACUUUGUUAACACAUUCCUCAAAGAAAAAAUUCAGGCAAGUGGAUGGCCAAGUAACUGCACCACUGAAGCGGAACGGUUGGAGUUUGUCAUAAAAGUGAAGGACGUGGAGGGUAUUGAACUGGAUUCCUCGCAAAUCGAAGACAAUCCAGGCCGAAAAGCAGUUGCAAAGUUGAUGCUGAACUCAUUCUGGGGCAAAUUCGGACAAAAUGACAAUCUUCAUCAGACGAAAAUUUUCUUCAAGCCGAAAGAUUACUAUGACUUCCUCGUAUCAAAAUCUACCUGGAUCCACAAUGUCCAUAUCUUCAGUCCUGAAUGUGUCAUGGCAACUAUUUCCAAAAUCGACGACUAUCUAGAAGGAUCGUACACCGCCAAUAUCCCUAUCGCAGCCUUUACGACGAGUUAUGCCCGGCUGAAACUUUUGGAUAUGCUUGAGAAGUUAGGUGAACGAGUACUUUAUUUUGACACAGAUUCCGUUAUUUUUGUUCAGCGGUCAGGCGAGUGGCAGCCACCAACAGGUACGAUGCUUGGAGAAUGGAGCAAUCAGUUAGAAUCGGGAGAGAGUCAUAUUGUCAAGUUUAUUUCUCUGGGGCCCAAAGUUUAUUAUUACGAAACAGAUACAGGAAGGAUAGAAAGUAAAAUUAAAGGCUUUACUCAAAAUGGAUAUACGGAGAAUAUCCUAGCCGAUUCUGGGGAAGGGCUGGUUCAAACAGGCCAGAGUAUGGACUACAACCUUUGGAAAUCGCUCUUGAAGAAUGAUGGCCAAACGGUGCGCGUUGUCUAUCCCGAAACCAUCAAAAGAAAUGUCAACACUCAUGAAAUCAGCACCGUUCAACUGACGAAAACUCUCAGGCGAGUAUACGAUAAACGGAUGCUGUUGGAUGAUUAUAGUACUUUACCGUUUGGAACUCGCAUGGACUAGCGCGCCAUAUUCGAAGGGAUGCGCAGGGACAUGAUGUCGUUG
Paramacrobiotus metropolitanus is the source of this 1488-nucleotide messenger RNA. RefSeq lists its product as uncharacterized. Gene Ontology annotation, biological process: DNA replication. Bases 40 to 1446 code for a protein of 468 amino acids. Lineage: Eukaryota; Metazoa; Tardigrada; Eutardigrada; Parachela; Macrobiotidae. The transcript has 2 exons. Gene Ontology annotation, molecular function: DNA-directed DNA polymerase activity; nucleotide binding; DNA binding. The record is from RefSeq and is a predicted model, not a curated record.